This is a messenger RNA of Branchiostoma belcheri (Belcher's lancelet), 1315 nucleotides long. Its product is annotated as ropporin-1-like protein. The record is from RefSeq and is a predicted model, not a curated record. Bases 112 to 777 code for a protein of 221 amino acids. The transcript has 6 exons. Lineage: Eukaryota; Metazoa; Chordata; Leptocardii; Amphioxiformes; Branchiostomatidae.
GGCGACCGUUGCUACGAACAACAACCUGUGAAGCAACAGAGACGUCUGGAGGGUUCUAAGACAUUUCCACACUUUUAAGACAUCACAGGACAAUCUACAAGAGGUACCACCAUGCCGCAGCCUGAUGAGCCCAUGUACAGUUCUCAGCAGAUCAACAUCCCCCCUGAACUCCCAGAUAUCCUUAAACAGUUCACCAAGGCCGCCAUCAGGACACAGCCCAAGGAUGUGCUACAGUGGUCUGCUGCGUAUUUUCGUGCACUCUCCAAUGGAGAGACCCUGCCAGUAAAGGAGAGACUAGAGAUGCCCACAGCCACACAGAAGACAGACACAGGACUCACACCUGGUCUCCUGAAGGUCUUACACAAACAGUUGAGCCCCCAGGGUACAGUGCAGUUGUCUGCCCUGGAGCAGAAGUGGAAGGAGUUAUGCCUGCCCCAGGAACAGAUGGAUGAGAUCAUGAAGGUCGGAACCUUCUCCGACAACAUCGAGUGGAUCAAGUUCUUCGCCCUGGCCUGCUCUUCUCUUGCUGGGAACAUCACACAGGCUAUGAAGAUUGUGUGUGAGAUCCUGACCUCUGACCCUGAGGGUGGGGCGGCGCGAAUCGACUUCAACACGUUCAAGGAGCUGUACACGUACCUGGCACAGAUCGACGGGGAGAUCGGUCAGGUGCACAUCGAUGGUGUCUUGUCGUAUCUUCAGUACGAUGUUGACAAACAAGAAGGAAUGGUCAUGCCCAGAAACUUUCUCAGCCAAGACUGUCCAAAACUCGGCAACUGAGCAGAAAUAACAACUAACUGUAACAAAAUAAAAUAGUAUAUGAUUGAUUUGUACAUAACCCACACAUGAAGAUACAUUUUAGUCAUUAUACAUGUAACAAACACAUGGAACAAACAUAAACACUGUAAAGUAUGCACUUUUUCUUUAUUUUUCUUUAGGAAAAUGUGUACAUUAUCAAGUUCUUUACAUUGUGUAAAUGAGUGUUUGUGUCUUAGAAUCAAAACCCAUUGCUGAAAUGUUUUCUAAGUGAACAAUGAAAAUUGUGAGACAUACAGUAUUUGGCAUAAGACAGUACCCCAUUGAUAGUACUUUUAUUAUCUAUUUUUGGUUGGAAAUUAUUAUCAUAUUCACCUAUACUGUAAGAUGGUGAUUAUUUUGACUGGAUAUACUAGACGUUCAUAUCUGGUGUGAUUUUGAGUAAUUUAAUUGUAGACUGUAUAUUUCCUGUCGAGUGUAUAAUAACAAUGUAAUGUUUUAGUAUGUACAAAGCUGUGAUUUUCAUCAUAGUAGUUCUUUAGAUACAUUCCAUGUUAACAUU